GGAUACUGUGAAAUUAUUCUUAAUUUGAUUAUGUAGACAGUGUUUUGCUGUUUGUAUGCAUCUGUGAUUACUGUCUCAACAAAGAUGGUGAGCUAGUUGUGGAGGAAUUGUGCGUGUUUUCUUAGAAGAUGUCUCUUUACUAUGAUGAUUGCCUUUUUGCUUAUACAUAUAGUGGGGUCUUGAUAUGCUCUCUGCAUUUAGUUUCGCAGUGUCUAACACUAAUAUUGAUAAUUAUACCACAAUACUGAAGUUAAUCAGGCUUGAUAGUAUUAGGUAUCAUAAUGGUAGAGAAGAUGGAUUAACCUUUUCAUCUCUUGGAUGCUAUCAUUUUUUGUAUUUAGUAGGGGUGCAACCUAGAGGUCACAAUUUAACAUAUUAUGUGGGGGUUAAGAUCUACAUACAUCUUAUUUAUCUCCAACCCCAACCACCACGAGAGUAUUGUGUACAAGAGUUGUUUAUAUUUUAACAGACGAAGCUGUGGUUCAGUGGUGCAUGUGUGCAACCUAACGGUCACAUGUUCAAUUCCUGGAAACAGUCUCUCAGUAUGCAGGGGCGUAAUGUUGUUCUGUCUGAGUCGGGGAAACUAAAAGUAGUUAAUGAUGGUGUAACAAUUGCUCGAGCUAUUGAGCUUUCAGAUACAUUGGAGAAUGUUGGAGCAAUGCUUAUUCAAGAGGUUCAUGGUUGCGUGUAAAAUGAAUGAUUUGGCCGGUGAUGGUACUACCACAGCAAUCAUAUUGGCUCGUGAAAUGAUCAGAUCGGGGUUGUUGGCUGUUGCUUUUGGCGCGAACCCUGUUUCGUUGAAGAAAGGAAUGGACCGGACUGUUGUGGAAUUGGUCAAGGUCUUGAAAAAGAGAAGUUAUCCUGUAAAAGGAAGAGAUGAUAUAAAAGCCGUGGCUUCAAUCUCUGCUGGAAAUGAUGAGUUUGUUGGGAAUUUGAUUGCUGAAGCGAUAGAGAAAAUUGGCCCCGAUGGAAUAGUCUCUCUUGAAUCAUCAGCUUCAGCUGAAACCUCCGUUAUAGUUGAGGAAGGAAUGAAGAUUGACAAGGGUUAUAUGUCACCACACUUCAUCACAAACCAAGAAAAAUCUAUUGUGGAGUUUGACAAUGCUAAAGUCCUUGUAACUGAUCAAAAAAUUGCGACAGUGGAAGAAAUAGUUCCUUUGCUAGAAAAGGCGAAUCAGUUGAGUGUUCCACUGCUAAUUUUUGCUGAGGAUAUCUCAAUGAAAGUAUUGAGAACACUAGUGGUUAACAAAACACAAGGUCUGCUUAAUGUUGCUGUUGUCAAAUGCCCGGGAGUUGGAGAAAGAAAGAAAGCUCUGUUGCAGGACAUUGCCCUUAUGACAGGUGCUGAUUAUAUCUCUGGAGAAUUGGGACUCGGCCUUAUAGGUGCAACAUCAGAUCAGCUUGGUGUUGCACGAAAAGUUACCAUAACAAGUAACUCAACAACCAUUGUAGCUGACCCCUCAACCAAAGCUGAAAUUCAAGCAAGAAUUUUGCAGAUAAAGAAGGAUCUUGCUGAAACCAAUAAUGCUUAUCUGUCGAGAAAGCUCUCCGAAAGAAUUGCUAAACUCUGUGGUGGUGUGGCUGUCAUCAAGGUUGGAGCACACACUGAAUUGGAACUUGAAGAUAGGAAACUGAGAAUUGAGGAUGCAAAGAAUUCUACAUUUGCUGCCAUGGAUGAGGGAAUUGUGCCUGGGGGUGGUGCCACAUAUGUUCAUCUUACAGAGCAGGUUCCCAUGAUCAAGGACUCUAUGGAGGAUGCAAAUGAACGGAUUGGUGUUGAUAUAGUAGCGAAGGCACUUGUUGCACCUGCCAGAGCAAUUGCUACCAAUGCAGGGGUUGAUGGGGAGGUGGUCAUAGAAAAGAUUCGAUCAUGUGAAUGGAGAUGUGGCUACAAUGCAAUGGCGGACAAAUAUGAAGAUCUUCUAAAUGCUGGAGUGAUAGAUCCUUGCAAGGUUUCAAGAUAUGCUCUUCAAAUUGCUGCCUCCAUUGCUGGGGUAGUUCUAACAACUCAAGCUGUCAUGGUGGAAAAAGUAAAGAAGCCAAAGCCUAGUAUCCCUCAGGUUCCUGGAAUAACACCUUGAAACCCGAAAAAGAUACCAUAUGAGCUGUUUCACCUACAUCCAGACAAGGCCUGUACAUUUCGGUAGCCUGGUUUUGACUUCAAGGUAAGUAUAGAAGACGAAGAGGUAUUUCCAUAGAUCACGUUCUCAUCCAACUUUUAAAAAAUGAGAGCAUGAAGUGCCAAGUUGAAUUUCUUUUUGUGUAUGUUGGGUAAUUCUAGAUGUCUCUUUUGUGUAACGGAAUUCUAAGAUGAAUAUUGAAUAGAUAGACCUUCUUCUAGACUA
This is a messenger RNA of Tripterygium wilfordii, 2345 nucleotides long. Its product is annotated as chaperonin 60 subunit alpha 2, chloroplastic. Gene Ontology annotation, molecular function: ATP binding; ATP-dependent protein folding chaperone. Gene Ontology annotation, biological process: protein refolding. NCBI's taxonomy places the organism in Eukaryota, Viridiplantae, Streptophyta, Magnoliopsida, Celastrales, Celastraceae. Bases 648 to 2081 code for a protein of 477 amino acids. The record is from RefSeq and is a predicted model, not a curated record. The transcript has 8 exons.